Molecule: messenger RNA, 3494 nt
Organism: Nanorana parkeri
Lineage: Eukaryota; Metazoa; Chordata; Amphibia; Anura; Dicroglossidae
Gene: ZC3H7B
Product: zinc finger CCCH-type containing 7B
Exons: 24
Coding region: 10-3105 (1031 amino acids)
Biological process (GO): miRNA processing
Molecular function (GO): metal ion binding; protein binding; miRNA binding
Source: RefSeq, a predicted model, not a curated record
GGCAUUUCUAUGGAGCAGCAAAAAAGAAGAGACGAUAUUGAAAAGGGCUUGCAGUUUAUUCAGUCCACCAUACCUUUUGAGAAUCAAGAGUUGUACAAGUGUUUCCUUCAGGAGCUGGUUGAGAACUUGUAUAGGGAAGGCAACGACCUGUACCGUGAUGGUGAGGUGAAAGGAGCACUGGGGCAGUAUACAGAAGGACUGACAGUGGCAGACUAUGCAGAAUCCGAAGAACUUGUCCUUUCUCAGCAGCUGGUAUGCAACUUGUUUGUGAACAGAUCCUGCUGCUAUUAUUCCAUGGGUCUGUUUGAGAAGUCUUUAGAAGACAGUGAAAGCGCUCUGAGUCUUGACAAGGAGAACAUGAGGGCUUUAUAUCGUAAAGCUAAAACACUGGACAAGCUUGGAAAGCACCAAGAGGCCUAUAAUUGCAUCAGUCACAGAAUACUGGCUCUAGUGCAGGAUGAGAGUGUUACAGAACUUGCACAGGAGCUAGUGCAAAAACUGGGGCUAAGGCAACGUAGAGCAUACAAGAGACCUCAGCAAGAACUAGAGAAAUUUGGUUUACUAAACAACGGAAUAUCUGUGUCUGCUGACAGUAAGGCUUUCAAUGGUAUGGGAACUGUUGAUGACAUUUAUACAGAUGUGCCUUCAGAGUCUGUUCUGUUCCCAACAUCCCUUGACAUUAACUCUCCUAAAAACAGCUUGGGAGCUGCUGCAUGUCUCCCUUCAUUGACCCCUACAAUGGCCCCUGCAGCUAACCCUGUAAAUUAUUUUACUGACUGUGAUGUAAUUGGAGAUGAGCUGGACUCUUUUCUGGAAUUGGAAAUGGUUGCUGAGUUGCAAUGUCAUGACAUUUCUCCAAUACCCAUAAACCGGAAAGGGUGUAUGCUAGAUGUGCCUUCAGAGUCUGUUCUGUUCCCAACAUCCCUUGACAUUAACUCUCCUAAAAACAGCUUGGGAGCUGCUGCAUGUCUCCCUUCAUUGACCCCUACAAUGGCCCCUGCAGCUAACCCUGUAAAUUAUUUUACUGACUGUGAUGUAAUUGGAGAUGAGCUGGACUCUUUUCUGGAAUUGGAAAUGGCAACCAAACAUAUGCCGCAGCUUAUACCAGUGUUAUCCCCUGGCAGUCAAUUGGUGUCAACUUUGGGACCUGCUGGCCUUACAGCAUCAUCCUCCCUGCCGCCUGUUUCUUUUGGCUUGUUGGACACUCUGAAACCUCUGGUGGUACCAGUUGGAGCACCUCUAAAACCUUCUUUUGAUAUACGCUUGGAUACACUGGACAGAUUUGAUAGCACUCGGGAGACAUUGGACAGCCUGGACUCUUUUGUAAAUGAUUCCAAACCUCUGGAGCCAGUAUCCAUGAAAGGAAAUCCAAACCAGAAGAAUGGAGGAAACACUGUAAAUCUUGCUUUUAUACCCAAGAUGGAUCCUUUACAUAACCAUCCUGUCGUUUCUCCCCCAGCCUUGCCUCUUAGCCCACUAAUGCUGACUUAUGAAUUUAAGCAAGGUUGUCAACAGUGUUAUGCGAAGACAGGGACCAAAGCUCUGGAAUUCACACACAAGGAAAAAUUAGACCACAAGUGCAAGAAAGAUAUUUUACUAGCACGGAUGAAAAACUCAGAAAAGAAGGCAUGGCUCAAAAUUCGUCCAAAACCCACAAAAGAUUUUUCUGGCCCCUACAUGCUGUGCAAAGAUAUCCAAAACCGACAGGACUGUAAAUAUGGAGAUAAUUGUACAUUUGCAUAUUACCAGGAGGAGAUAGAUGUGUGGAAUGAGGAAAGGAAGGGGACUUUUCACAGAGACCAGCUUUUUCAGCCCUCUGGUUUGGUGAAGCCAGGAAAUGUGGCACGACUGCUCCAUGAACAGAAUGGCAUCUUCACUUUUUUAUGCCAGGCUUGUUUUGAUGGCAAACCUCAGAUUAUCAGCAAGAGAAAUCCAGAGAACCCAGAGUUCUGCACAAACCCCACAAAACAACACGGGUUUAACGACCACAAAUGUCUUGUGCAUGUGUUAAACGCAAGCACAGUAAAGUACUCCAAAAUCCGUCCCCUUCAUCUUCGAUUUCAAAUGGAUGUCUGCCGCCAUGAGAUGCGCUAUGGUUGUCUUCAAGAGGACACUUGCAACUUUGCACAUAGCCAUGUAGAACUGUCUGUGUGGAUGCUGCAGAAACAGUCAGGUGUCACUCAAUCGGAGAUUGUGCUUGAAUCUGAGCGCAUGUGGAAGAUUCCCGAGACAAAGGUUAAGCCCUUACCUAAACCAAUGGACAUGAAGUUUAAGUUUGUCUGUGGACAGUGUUUACGGAAUGGGAGAGAAAUAGAUGCUGAUCGAGAUGGGAAAUACUGUGCAGCUAAAGCAAGACAUAGCUGGACAAAAGAUAAACGUGUAUUUCUUUUGAUGUCUAAGUCAAAAAAGAAGUGGAUUCCCAUCCGACCCCUCCCAUCCAUUCGCUCUUUUCCACAGCAGUAUGAGAUCUGUGUCCAUGUGCAGAAUGGAAAGAAGUGUCAGUAUAUUGGGAACUGCACUUUUGCGCACAGCACAGAGGAGAAAGACGUUUGGACAUAUAUGAAGGAGAACAAAGUGCUGGAUCUGCAGCAGCUUUUUGACUUGUGUAACAAGAGCAACAUCACAGCAGAGAAACCUGGGAAGCUAGCAGCGGGAGCCCAGAAAGAUACCGAGAAACAGAUUCUGAUGCCAACGGAUUAUGCUGAUCUUAUGGCUGGCUUUCACUGCUAUCUCUGUGGAAAAAACAGCAAUAGUGAGAAGCAGUGGCAGAAACACAUUCAAUCGGAGAAGCAUAAGGACCGUGUGUUCACCUUGGAAAGCGAUGACAGUCCUUGGAAGUAUCGCUUCCCAGCAGGGGAGUUCAAGUUGUGUGAAAGGUUUGAGGAGACGCAGAGUUGUCCUAAUGAAAACGAUUGUCCAUUUGCUCAUGGAAGAGAUGAAUUGGCGGAAUGGCACGAACGAAGAAAAGUUUUGCAAUUAAAGGUUUCCAAAGCUCGUAAAGACAAGCUUCUAGAACCUAGUGACUCUGACUUUGGAAAGUAUACCUUCCUUAUGCAAGAUUUGUCACAAGGGGCUGAUGUGAAAGAAGCAUUGGACACUCUAUGAAGCUACUCCAUGCCUUAUAACCCACAUUUUUUGUCUGUAUUUUAAAACAAAAAUCUAAUCUACACAGAUGAGGUCUUUCUUUCACAUUAUGUGCCUGAUUCAAGGGCACAUGUUCAACAGUCUAUAAACUCGUAAUCAUUGUAUCAAUUCUCCCAAGGGCAGUAUUGCAAUGAGUGGGUCCCUGACAUCUAAAGUGUUUCAUUGUGUAUCUGAUUGUGCUUUGUGAUAUACUAAUAUGAUUAUUGUCUUUCAUGCCAAAAAUAAUUUAGCUAUUUUUCACUUUUUCUUUGCACUGGAGAGUUCAUUUUAGGGUCACACAUGGACUGACUUGGUUAAAUACAAUAAUCUAAAUACUCUGUGUUACAGGGUUAAUAACUGUACAGCAGACA